Molecule: messenger RNA, 929 nt
Organism: Ruditapes philippinarum (Manila clam)
Lineage: Eukaryota; Metazoa; Mollusca; Bivalvia; Venerida; Veneridae
Exons: 2
Coding region: 11-412 (133 amino acids)
Source: RefSeq, a predicted model, not a curated record
AAAGCUGGAGAUGGCAGAGUCUUGUGAUAACGAGGUUUUCCGUAAAGCCAUAGUUAAGAAUUAUGUGGCAGUCAAGAAGUAUUUGCAUCCAGAUCCCAUAAUUUAUUGUGAAACAGGCUUUGAAUUACUCACUGUCGCAGACAGAAAGAAUAUCCAGGGUAAGGACCCAACUGAUAAGAAUGAAACGAUAUUGAGAAAAGUAAGAUCCAAAGGUGCUAAUGGUUACACAGAUUUUAAAGAGCGCCUGAGAAAGACCUGGCAGACUGACUUAUUAGAGCUGAUCGUUUGUGCAGAAAAUGGACAGGACACAACAGAGAUAGAGAGUCGGCUUGAGAAAACAGCAGUGUUAAGUCCGGAGUAUAUCAAACACAGAGGUGGUAAGUCAAUUGUUUUACGCUCAUAUUGUUCAUAGGUGAGCUUUUGUGACUGCAAGCAUGUCGGUUGUUAGUUGUCUAUCAUUUGUCGUGGAUAUAUGUGUUUAAACAACAUCUCUACCUAAAAUUAUCGAUUAAUAUCAACUUUUACAGAUAUGAUUAAAAGAAGGUUUCACCAAUAGUUUGGCUUGUCGGUAAUUGCCUGUUAAACAUGUGUUCUGAGAGAAAUAUACAUUACUUAGCUGGAAAUGUCGGUCGCUAAUGAUUUCCUGGUAGUAAACUCAAAAUCAUCACUGCCAUCAUAAUAGUUAUUAUCUAUUUAAUAGUAUUUUAAUACACAAACUACAUAGAUCAUUACGAUUAUUCGAAUACCUUGAUUAAUAUCAGUUAAUAUAAAUCUGGGUUAUCAUAAAAAACAACAAUAACAAAAAUGGCAGAUUUGACACUUCAGUCAAGAUCAAGUAAAUUCGAAAAGGAUGUUGAGAGGUUUUCUGACCCGGACUCCUAGCCAAAAGUCUUGCAGUAAUUGAGUCACGAACACUCUAUACCAUUGUG